UGGUGUAUUUCAUAUUGGGGCUCUUUUCGGGGUUUGUAAUUUGGCCGUGGGUAGGUAAUUGGCUGGAGCAGGGCGGCAGGGCGCGGCAGCCAAUCAGCGCGCGGCUUCUAUAGGGCUUGCGUUAUUAGACGCUGAUCUCAAAACAUCGUUCAUCAGACACCAAGGAGAGGCCAACAGAUGAGGGGAGCCAUUUUUCUGCAAUGGAAUUAAAUGGCCAAGUGGGUUUUUCCUUUGUUGCAAAUGGGGAAUGUUUUUCCUUUGACUCCACCAUCCAGUUCAGGACGCCUCAGUGUUGUGUUUAACAUUUGUCAACAGGCUAAAGGACUCACAAUUGGAAGAAUGAAGAAGACUUUUUAAAAAGAUCUGGAUUUUUCCUUAUGACUUGGAAUCCAUCUUUGUCUUGUAUAACUAGGUCAUAGCACACCAUUAAUGUCAGCAGUUAACAAUUUUGAAUUCCAAAAAACCUAAGUAAAUGACAUAUUUAAUUUUUUUUCCUCUUUUUCUUGGGUGGGUGGGGGGAGCUUGGAGCUGUCUUAAUCUGUAUUCUCUUGACUGAACAAUAAAUUUUUAAAUAUAUAUAGUUUCCUCUAUUAAACACUUAAACCUGGCCAUCUUAUUAACUCCUUCUGCUCUCUUUUUAACAAGGUAAUGUUUUAAAUGUAUAUAGUUCUAGGACUAGCGAAAUGGCAGCAACAAAAAAUUGUAAGCAGUUGUUACUCUUUCAAGUUUUUAAAAACCUUUUACAUUGUAAGUACCCAAUCCAUUCUGUCCUUACGCAGUGCAGUUUCUAUGUUAAUGUUGCUGAGAUGUCCUUAAUUUUCUGAACCUUCAUCUGCAUGUAUGUCUUUGUCGCUCUUGUCUAAUAUAAGCCAGUUAAAAUGCUUUUAGACGAUUUUGCUUUUUUAUAAAGCUAAGGUUUUAGCUUUGAGCUUUUGAAAAUGUUUACAGCCAUAAAUGCUAGUCAGCUUUCUUCCCAGUAACAUGUACACUUUCUUUGAAAAUCGAUCUAUUUGAAGAAAAACAGCUCUGUUUUUCUCGUCUUGGUAGGGGAGUGGGUGAGAGAAAGGAAGACCUUCUCUUUGUGUACAGAGACUAAAGCCGUCACAGGAAACUAGAUUAAAACUGGAAAACAAGUCCUAGCUGGUUCGAGCCAAACACCAACGUUAACUCGCGGGUAUUUUCUAUGGUGGUUGGGAUGGCCGUGCGUCUUUUGCCUUUUGUUUGAUUUGACUGUGUAUUUUCGCCUUUUGUCUCUUAAUGACGAUCACACCAUUGCUAUAUCCAGAGCAGUAAACAGUCCUCAGCGAAGCCGCCUUUUGCCAGCCCAACCCUGGAAAGUUUGCAGAAGUGGAAGGAGCAGAAAAUGCCAUGAGAGUGUAACUUACAAAAAGGCUCUUGGCUGGAGAAAGGACAGCUGCCCGGUACCCCCCGACUGAACCAUCGCCCUUUGGACAGCAGGAGCAGCCCUAAUUUCACUGACAAUAAGCCACUGCAGCCCGACUUCUGCUGAAAUCCUCCGCGGCUGGAGUUGCUAAACGCCCUGCUCUCUGCUGCACCUGACAAGAGUGGAUCAGCUCCAGACAACAAGCAGCCAGGCCUGACUGGACACCUGCCAGGCACCAGGAUGACUUUUAAGGACAGACUUGGUCCCUGCGCUCAGGGCACUUACCGGCCCAGGUUGUGGACACGCACGGCGGGGGGCAGAUGCUGCGUGGAGAGGGAAGGCCUCUCCGAGGAGCCAGCAGGGCAAGAAGAUUAUGACCGGCUGCGACCCCUGUCCUACCAGAACACCCACCUCGUGCUCAUCUGCUAUGACGUCAUGAACCCCACCAGCUAUGACAACGUCCUCAUCAAGUGGUUCCCUGAGGUCACACAUUUCUGCCGUGGGACCCCCAUGGUGCUCAUUGGCUGCAAGACAGACCUGCGGAAAGACAAGGAGCAGCUUCGGAAGCUCCGGGCCGCCCAGCUGGAGCCCAUCACCUACAUGCAGGGCCAGAGUGCCUGUGAACAGAUCCGAGCGGCCCUCUACCUGGAAUGUUCUGCCAAGUUUCGGGAGAAUGUGGAGGACGUCUUCCGAGCGGCGGCCAAGGUUGCCCUCAGUGCUCUGAAGAAAGCACAGCGGCAGAAACGCCCGUUGUGCCUGCUGCUCUGACCCCGCCGGGCAGGGCACACAGCCCUCAUGGCAAGACUGACAGGGCCCAGGCUGCCAGGCCCCAACUGCACCCCGAGAUCCUGCUCUGUCCCCAGCUUUCCAGCGGCACUUUGAGUGUCUCCCUAUGUCUGGAGCCUGUGGCUAGGCUCUUAGAACAUUCUGGAGAUCUCUCCUUUCCCAGCUGGGGCUCUGACCAUGAACUCACCUCCGGGUUCCUACGGGAGCUGGGCCUGCAUGGAGGUGGGUGAGGGUGCCGGACUCAGUCCCUCUGUACCCUAGAACCAGCAUUUGUCCCUAGGACUUGGGAGUACACAGCCUCCCCCCAGCCACUUGUGUCCCCCUUUGCACAUCUGAUAGGUCCUGAAAACCUAUGCCUGAAACAAACAACUAUAUCUGAUACGUGGAUAAAUGUGGAUUUGUCAGCAUUCCACACAGCCCCCCCCAAGCCCGCUGCUCCUGCGUCACCCGCCCCCCUGGGCUCCUGAGAUAGGCUCAGCUGCAUCCUCCAGCUUCUGGCUUCCUUCCUCCAGGAAUGUGGGGGCCACAAUGAGACAGGGACUUAUCGGGACAGCACACGCACCAGCCCCGGACAUGGGGGCUGGCACCGGCCCCCACCCCUCACCCCCAGAGGCCUUCAGUCUCAGCCUUCGGCUGGGCUGCCAUCUUUCCAGAGCUGGGUGCACAUGCCCAACGGGGAGAGGAGACUCUCAAGAAGCAAAAAGUACCCUGGACCACCCAUCCAACCCCUGCUCAGGGGCUCCUCACCUGCCACCCCCCACUGCCGGAAACUCAAGAUGAAAAGUGCCAUCAGCUCCCAGUGAUCAUGGGCAAGUCACUUCUCCCUACAGACUGUUUCCCUAUCUGCAAAAGGGCAGCACUGACUCAUUUUAAUAGUCAUCACGCUCCCUCCUGUCCCUCACAGCCUCCACUUCUGCCAAGCUGAGACUAUCCUGGCCUCCUGCGAGAACACACAACCCCCAGCUGCAGAUUCACUGAACCUUCUGGAAAGUCUGGGGCCAGGAGUUUUUAAACAAGUGCUCCAGGCGAUCCUAAUGCCCGGGAGGCUGGCAGCUGCUUCUUCCUGAGCUACAAGACAACAUUACCCAAUCUGGGGUAAUGGCUUGAGGUGGCUCCUACCGCAGCCCCCACUAAGCGUGAGCCUCUCUGAAGUCAGCUGCUAGAGAGAGAUUCCUGUAUUGCACCCCAUCCCACCUCACCCCACCCUGGUUCCCCAAGGCCCUGCCAUGCCCUGGGGAGUCAAAAGAGCACCCAAUCCAAGGCCUCAUGGACAAAUGAUGGUAUAGGAUGGAGGUUAGCAAACCAGACUCUGUGGACCAAAUCUGGUAGCUGUGUGUUUUUGUAAAUAAACUUCUGUUGGGACGUAGCCACACGCAUUUAUUUAGGCAUUGGCUGCUUUGGCCCUACAACUGGAGACGAGGGUGAACUGUGACGGAUUAUCGGCCCUUUACAGAAGAAGUGCCGACUCCUAGUCUAGGGAAAACCCAAGUGCCUCAGGGCCAGGUGGAAAACCCAAAUGAGUGAACUAGGACAGGUAUAAAAGGGAGUGGUGGGGUCUGCGGCACACUAGAAAGCAAGCACCCCAUCCUAAGCAGGCAGCUCACCCGAGCCAAGAACUUUCCAUUUUUCCAGGGAAAGUAGAAAUCUGGGUUUUUAUGGAGACUCUUGACUGGGAUGGAAGGGAAAUUUGUUUUAAAAAUGUAACAAUUAAAAAAGUUUAAACUCC
Molecule: messenger RNA, 3896 nt
Organism: Ailuropoda melanoleuca (giant panda)
Lineage: Eukaryota; Metazoa; Chordata; Mammalia; Carnivora; Ursidae
Gene: RHOF
Product: ras homolog family member F, filopodia associated
Exons: 6
Coding region: 1625-2152 (175 amino acids)
Biological process (GO): small GTPase-mediated signal transduction
Molecular function (GO): GTPase activity; GTP binding
Source: RefSeq, a predicted model, not a curated record